Bombyx mori (domestic silkworm) is the source of this 5506-nucleotide messenger RNA. RefSeq names its product unextended protein. The record is from RefSeq and is a predicted model, not a curated record. NCBI's taxonomy places the organism in Eukaryota, Metazoa, Arthropoda, Insecta, Lepidoptera, Bombycidae. Gene Ontology annotation, molecular function: transmembrane transporter activity. The transcript has 15 exons. Gene Ontology annotation, cellular component: cytoplasm; plasma membrane. Bases 95 to 3205 code for a protein of 1036 amino acids. Gene Ontology annotation, biological process: magnesium ion homeostasis; intracellular manganese ion homeostasis; transport.
CGGCAACAAUUGCCGCCGAACUGUCAAACAAAUAAUGUCGUUGUGAAUCGCGACUGAACAGCGGUCUUUAUUGUGUAUUUAUCACGCUGUAAACAUGGCUUCAGUGUCUCUAUUAUUGCGGACUUGUGGUUUAUUAAUAUAUUUAAUUACCAACGUGAACAGUGCCGUUAAUAAUCGUAUCGAACAAUGGAUAUUUUCAAUGAAAAUUGAUAGUAUAAAUUGUGACGAAAAAAUAUGUAAAUAUUUAUUAAAUGUGCGCGGUGGUGAAUUUAUUGGACAUUAUUCAUGGAGGUUGACCUCUGUGGAGGGUGCUAGGGGUGGUAGCUGUGACGUCAUUCAUCCCAAUUACGAAAUAAGGGCAGUUGAAGUAACGCAAUUUUAUUCAAAACUAAACAUUAGUGUGCCCCUGUUUAAUGGUAAAAUAUACUUUUGUUUAUUUAAUAAUGAAGGGCGGAACAACCCCUUUGGCGGCCAGUGGGUGCAUCAAGGCUCCGAAUAUUAUUUGCAGCCGAAAAACGAUUCUCUUUCAGAGGAGAAUAAUCGAUCGCAAAAGCCGAGGUCUCUCAACGAACUCCAGGAAAACGAAGAUAACUGGAUCGACCUCUCCCACGACAUCGACGUGAAUUAUCUUCCCAGAGCCAGACCUGCUCGUAAUGAUAAUCCAGAUGUAGAAAUAUUUAGACACGAUGAUUAUAUAGCUCUGGAUGGAACCGAUAAAGUUUGGGAUGAAAAGAAUAAUUUGGGACGGUUUAAAAGAGCUGAUGGGAUUGCGGCUAAAGCUGCGGAGAGAAGCUCGACAGAUUUAGACAAUGUCGUGUUAAACAAAAACGCUUCUAAUGAUGAUGGCAGUAAAGAUGACACUCGAACAAGAGCUCAAGGAUCUGCGAGUGAAUUGUUCUCAGAGGAAUUGAUAAGAAAAUCUCGUCAAAUAGUAGAUUCGAAUGAUUUUACGAGUAUGCGAGCGGCCCCUAUCGAUAUUUUCAUCGAAGGAAUCAGGAUCGAAGAGUCCGAGAAAGAACCACAUAUUGAAGACGGAAUACCGAGUGUGCUGGCCGAUACUGCAGUUACGAUCAGGGUAUUCGGCGAUGGGUUAACUUCGAAAACUGCCAUCGCUUUCACACGACAGGACCUGCCGUACGGCCAACCCUGCAAGUUUCUACUCAUGGGAGAGUAUAUGGUAAAAGAAGGCAGCGUCACCACCAGAUCCGCGUUGUUCGAUGUAACAGCACCCCCCUCACAGGAGGGCUCUAAGAUCUACAUCUGCGCUAAGAAUCUCCAGGCAGGGGCUGAUCACCCGACCAAGGACAAGGAAAAUUACUAUCACCAGGGAACUGAAUCCUGGAAGGCGUUUGCUACCCACAACACCCUGCUGCCGCUCUGGGUGUCGCUGAGUUUGAUUCUGAUAUGCCUGACAUUCUCUGCGCUUUUCUCUGGGUUGAAUCUCGGUCUGAUGUCAUUGGACAGGACCGAACUGAAGAUCAUAGCCAAUACCGGUACGGAAACGGAGAGGAAAUACGCCAGAGCCAUCAUGCCCGUCCGGGAUCAUGGAAAUUACUUGCUGUGCAGCAUAUUGUUGGGGAAUGUGGCUGUGAAUUCGACUUUCACGAUUUUGUUGGAUGAACUGACUUCGGGCCUCUUUGCUGUUAUAUUCUCGACCCUGGCUAUCGUACUCCUGGGCGAGAUAACUCCCCAAGCCAUAUGUUCGAGACACGGUCUUAUGAUUGGUGCCAAGAGUAUCAUGAUUACGAAGGCGGUUAUGGCCCUGACGGCGCCGAUGGCGUAUCCUGUGAGUAAACUCCUGGACUAUUUCUUAGGCGAGGAGAUAGGCAGCGUUUACAACAGGGAACGUCUAAAGGAGCUUAUCAAGGUGACAACUGGGGACUUGGACAAGGACGAGGUGAACAUCAUAUCCGGCGCCCUCGAGAUGAGGAAGAAGACCGUGUCAGACGUCAUGACGAAGAUGGAGGACGUGUUCAUGUUGCCGAUAACAAGCGUCCUGGACUUCGAGACGAUGUCGGAAAUUGUAAAGUCGGGCUACUCCCGCAUCCCGGUGUACGAGGGUCACCGCGGGAACAUCGUGACGGUGCUCUUCAUCAAGGACCUCGCCUUCGUCGAUCCCGACGACAACACGCCCCUUAGGACCCUCUGCCAGUACUACCAGAACCCUUGCAACUUCGUCUUCGAAGACGUCACCUUGGAUGUCAUGUUCAAACAGUUCAAAGAAGGUCACAAAGGACACAUGGCGUUCGUCCAUCGCAUAAACAACGAGGGCGAGGGAGACCCCUUCUACGAGACCAUAGGGCUGGUGACCCUGGAAGAUGUCAUCGAAGAGAUGAUACAAGCAGAAAUCGUCGAUGAGACUGAUGUGUUCAUGGACAACCGCAGCAAGCGACGCAGGAACCGCCCCUCGCACAAGCUCCAGGACUUCGCCGCGUUCGCGGAGAGGCACGAGAACCAGAGGAUCCACAUCUCGCCCCAGCUCACCCUGGCCACGUUCCAGUUCCUGAGCACGAGCGUAGACGCGUUCCGUCCGGACGUAGUGUCGGAGACGGUUCUGAGACGUCUCCUGAGGCAAGACGUCAUCCAGCACAUCAAGCUUAAGGGGAAGACCAGACGGGAUUCGGCCACAUACGUUUACCAUCAGGGGAAACCGGUCGAUUACUUCGUUUUAAUCUUAGAAGGACGAGUCGAAGUUACCGUAGGACGGGAGAACUUGAUCUUUGAAGCUGGACCCUUCACAUACUUCGGUGUACAAGCCCUUACACAGAACGUUGGAGUUGCCGAGUCUCCUACACCAUCAGCGAUGGGUUCCCUACAGAACAUCAAUAUGGACUCGAUGUUGCGACACACUUUUGUACCGGACUAUUCGGUUCGCGCUAUCUCUUCCGAACUUUUCUAUCUCACUGUGAAGCGCGCUCUGUACCUGGCUGCGAAAAGGGCGACCCUAAUGGAGAAGGGCGCCCUCUCCAAGGGCACGACCAACGAACAAUUCGACACUGAAGUCGACAAGUUACUCCAGUCUGUAGACGAGGACAUCAGCGUGAGCGGGGAGCACAGGACUCCAUCGAGACAGGUAUCGCCCAAUCCUCCACCAGUGUCGGCUUCGCCCCACGUUCGGGCAACUUUCGCGUCGCCCGACAACAAUGGCGACGUUUACACGACCCACAACCUGAAGGCCGACGAGGAGGAGAAACUUCUGAAGUGAGGCACGCCGCUGUCCGUGGACCGCAUCAGAACGACGCUAGUCUUGUAUUUUGUACUUAAGUCCGGCCAACGGACACUAUGAUCUGAACGCUUUGAGUCCCUCAAAGUGUUGUUAGCAGUAUUUCUAUUUAUUGUUCCUAUUCGCAUAACAAAAUCCAAUGGAUUGGUUCCUAUUCGCAUAACAACAUCCAAUUGAUUGGUUAUUAUUCGCAUAACAACAUCCAAUUAAUUGGUUAUAAUUCGCAUAACAACAUCCAAUUGAUUGGUUAUUAUUCGCAUAACAACAUCCAAUCGCCCACUAUUUAUCUCAGUAUUAUUAACUAGUAAUGUAUGAAUGAAUUAACUAUUUUAUGAAUUUAAUAAGAUAAGCGGACCCUUUCGGUCGUAAAAAAAUAUAUUUUUGAAUGCCACGCAAUGUAUCACAAACUGAAAUCAACUAUAGUGGUACAGGAGUUAUGAGGUUUGAAAGGCGGUACGAUCGUUUUAGGGCUUCGACCUCAUGUCUCAAAGCGAGUACUGGCACUCACGUGGUGAUGUCUAUGGACUCCAGUCGGGCGGCGAGCACUCGUAAAAAAGCUCCCACAAAGGGUCAACGACCCACAGCUUCUUCUGACGGAAUUACCUCCCAAUACAAUUAAAUGCCAUUCAAAUCGGGUGGAACUACAUAAUAUUAAAAUUUAAUGUUAUUAAUAUCCAUCCUCUGAGAGAAAGGUUGACCUAUAAAGAAUAAACAUAACAAAAAAAUAAACAACAUAAUAAAUGUACUUAAGUAACUUAUAAAUAAACAAGAACAUGUGAUAAGUAAAUAAAAAAAAUAAAAAUAGUAAUAAAAAUAAUGUUUUAACGAAUUUGUUACCAAAUUCGAAAAUGACUUGUGAAAUUAUGUUGUAAUUUUCAAAAUCUUGAAAAAAAUAUUUAUUUAUAUACUUAUAUGAAAAUGAACGAAUGGAAUGUCUUUUUGUGUAUCAAAAGAGAGUCGACUCGAUAAAGAGAAAUAACUACUUAAUCAAUGUUAUAUGUAUUUGGAUAGUUUUCAAUUUUGUGGCCAAAAAAGAGGUAACGACUUCAUGAAUUUAAACUUUUUCUAAUUAUCCAUAUUUUUUUUGUAUUUAGGCAUGUUCAGAAUAAAAAAAAUGCUUCAUCAUAAUCAAGUCAAUCACUAAUUUAUUGAUAAUAUUAUUCAUUUAUAUUUAUCAUUUUACCGAUUUGAUAACGCCAACACGGAUGACAAUUUAAAUAGGAACUUUUUUAAAAGCUUAGAAAACGUAUGUACUUCUUUUGUUUUUAAUAAUGUUCUAAUAUCCAGUUACUUUUCCUUUAUUAUUGUAUUAUAUACUGAUUAAAUAAAAUUGCCGAAUUCCAACGCGCAUUUCUCAAAAAAUAGCAAACAAGUUAGAAAUUGAAUUUCGGACCAGUGAUACGAAUGAGAUUUGGGGUAGUUUUUAAUAUAUAACUCCUAAUUUAACAGUGUUCACGAACAUAAAUAGUUAUACCAGCUGUACUCGUCCGCUUCGCUGGACAUUUAAAAUUAACAUUAUUAUUUCUCACUCCCAAAAAAGAUUCUCAUUUUCUCAUCAUUAACGCCCCCGCAACUGGUGUAGGGAGUCCAACACUCAUAUAAAUAUAAGCUUAAAUCCAUUAAGUACAUGUAUUUUCUCCAUGGAUACCAAGUUUCAAGACAAUCGGAUGCACGGUUCAGUAGUUAUAACGGAACAUCCGUAAAAACCACUGUAGAUUUAUAUAUUAGUAUAGAUGACCACGUGCCUGUUGUCAUGACAACAAAUUUACUGUAGGUACUUAUAAUUACGGUAACAUUAAGGUUAUGAGAAUUAAAUCGAAUAACUCGCUUUUGGCCCCAAAUUUGAAAACGACCUGUUUGGCAUCUUUGGAAUUCAGGUGGCUUAACUAUAAAAAAAUUUAAGAAAAUCAGUUUUCAGAGAUCGUCCACCCAUCUAAGCAAUAAAAAAAAAUAACAGUGAUAGAACGUAGUUCAACAGAUUCUGAUCGAGCCCCGGCCUGUUGGAGGAAAGUCUCGUCCACUUGUGCUCAUGAUGGCUCACGAGUGCUCACGGAUAUGAUUAGUAAUACUGCAAAUGUACGAUUCGAAGAUCAAUUUGUUUGAUCCGUUCUCGUUAAAACCUAGAUUGUUUAGUUGUGAGAUGAGCGUUUUAAAUAACGCGGCUUUUAAACGCGGCGUUUGUUUACUCACUGGCCGCGGCACGUAGCGUAUGUACAGCGUGUUGAUUUAUUUUAGUGUAUAAACGAAUUAUUGUAUAAGGGAAUAAAUAUUUAUUUGAUUAGA